Messenger RNA from Peromyscus californicus insignis, 2654 nucleotides. It is a transcript of the gene Nadsyn1, whose product is annotated as NAD synthetase 1. The coding region runs from base 76 to 2244 and encodes 722 amino acids. The transcript has 21 exons. Gene Ontology annotation, biological process: NAD+ biosynthetic process. The record is from RefSeq and is a predicted model, not a curated record. Lineage: Eukaryota; Metazoa; Chordata; Mammalia; Rodentia; Cricetidae. Gene Ontology annotation, cellular component: cytoplasm. Gene Ontology annotation, molecular function: NAD+ synthase (glutamine-hydrolyzing) activity; glutaminase activity; ATP binding.
AGGCGUAGGCCGAGCAGCCGCGUUAUAGGCUGCUGUGCAUUGUCCUGUGUUGCAUCCAGGAACCAGCAAACCAGGAUGGGCCGGAAGGUGACCGUGGCCACCUGUGCACUCAACCAGUGGGCCUUGGAUUUUGAGGGCAAUUUCCAGAGGAUUUUAAAGAGUAUUCAAAUUGCCAAAAACAAAGGUGCAAGAUAUAGGCUUGGACCAGAACUGGAAAUAUGUGGCUAUGGAUGUUGGGAUCAUUAUCACGAGUCAGACACCCUCCUGCAUUCGCUCCAAGUCCUGGCUGCCCUUCUGGACUCUCCCAUCACUCAGGAUAUCAUCUGUGACGUGGGCAUGCCUGUGAUGCACCGGAAUGUUCGCUACAACUGCAGGGUCAUCUUCCUCAACCGGAAGAUCCUGCUCAUCAGGCCCAAGAUGGCCUUGGCCAAUGAAGGCAACUACCGGGAACUGCGCUGGUUCACCCCCUGGUCCAGGAGCCGGCAAACUGAGGAAUAUGUCCUCCCUCGGAUGUUACAGGACCUGACAAAGCAGGAAACUGUGCCCUUCGGAGAUGUGGUACUGGCCACCCGGGACACCUGUGUUGGGAGCGAGGUCUGUGAGGAGCUCUGGACACCGCGCAGCCCCCACAUCGACAUGGGCCUGGAUGGUGUGGAGAUCAUCACCAACGCCUCGGGCAGCCACCACGUGCUACGCAAAGCCCAUACCAGGGUGGAUCUGGUAACCAUGGCCACUUCCAAGAAUGGUGGCAUCUACCUGCUAGCCAACCAGAAGGGCUGCGACGGUGACCGUCUCUACUAUGAUGGCUGUGCCAUGAUUGCCAUGAAUGGGAGCAUCUUUGCCCAGGGCACUCAGUUCUCAUUGGAUGAUGUGGAGGUCCUCACUGCCACCCUGGACCUGGAGGACGUCCGGAGCUACAGGGCAGAGAUCUCAUCUCGGAACCUGGAGGCAAGCAGGGUGAGCCCAUACCCCCGGGUGAAUGUGGAUUUUGCCCUCUCAGACAGUGAAGACUUGUUGGAACUGGUGUCAGAACCUGUGGAGUGGACAUACCACAGUCCUGAGGAGGAGAUAAGCCUCGGACCUGCCUGCUGGCUCUGGGACUUCCUUCAACGGAGCAAACAGGCUGGGUUUUUCCUGCCCCUGAGUGGCGGUGUGGAUAGUGCGGCCAGCGCCUGCGUCGUCUACUCCAUGUGCUGCCUGGUCUGCGAGGCUGUGCAGAGCGGAAAUCAGCAAGUGCUGACAGACAUCCAAAGCCUGGUGGACGAGAACAGCUACACCCCACAAGAUCCCCAGGAGCUCUGCGGACGCCUGCUCACCACUUGCUACAUGGCCAGUGAGAACUCCUCCAAGGAGACCCACAGCAGGGCCACAGAACUGGCUCAGCAGAUUGGAAGCUACCACAUCAGUCUGAGCAUUGACACUGCCGUGAAGGCCGUCUUGGGCAUCUUCAGCCUGGUGACCCGGAAGUUCCCUCGGUUUUCAGCACACGGAGGGAGCAGCAGGGAGAACCUGGCCUUGCAGAAUGUGCAGGCUCGGAUAAGGAUGGUUCUCGCCUACCUGUUUGCUCAGCUGAGCCUCUGGUCCCGGGGUGCUCGAGGGGGCCUUCUUGUGCUUGGAUCUGCCAAUGUGGAUGAGAGUCUCCUCGGCUACUUGACCAAGUAUGACUGCUCCAGUGCAGACAUCAACCCCAUAGGCGGCAUCAGCAAGACAGACCUGAGAGCUUUUGUCCAGUUCUGCGCCGAGCGUUUCCAGCUUCCCGCUCUGCAGAUCAUCCUGUCAGCACCGGCCACUGCAGAGCUGGAGCCCUUAGCCAACGGGCAGGUGUCUCAGACAGAUGAGGAAGACAUGGGGAUGACAUACUCAGAACUCUCCGUCUUCGGCAGGCUUCGGAAGGUUGCCAAGGCAGGGCCCUACAGCAUGUUCUGCAAACUGCUCAACAUGUGGAAGGACAGCUGGACGCCAAGACAGGUAGCUGAGAAGGUGAAGCGGUUUUUCUCAAAGUACUCCAUGAACAGGCACAAGAUGACAACCCUCACGCCAGCAUAUCAUGCUGAAAGCUACAGUCCUGACGACAACAGGUUUGACCUGAGGCCCUUUCUGUACAACACGAUGUGGCCCUGGCAGUUCCACUGCAUUGAUAACCAGGUUCUACAGCUUGAGAGGAAGAAACAGCAGAGCCUAGAAGACUGGAUGUUGGAAGAGCCGUCACCUGUAUGGAAGCAUCUCCUCCCUGGGGAUCCCUAGCAUGAUUUCAAAUCACCAAUGGUCAGGACUAGAGGCCCCGCCCACCACUGCCCUCCUGGAGCCAGGUUUUGUUUACCUUUCAAGGAAGAGAGAGAUGUUCAUUUUAAUGCCAUAAGAAAUAAACAAAAAUGCUCUUUUUAAAAAUGUAUUUUAUUUUAUAUGUAUGGCCUCUUGCCUACAUGUAUGUCUGUGUAUCACAUGCAUGCCUAAUGCUCGUAGAGGCCAGAAAGAACAUCAGGUCCAUUGGGAUUUGAGUUACAAAUGAUUGUGAGCCACCGUGGGGUGCUAGCUGGGAAUCUGACCUGGGUCCUCUCCGAGAGCAGCCAAUGUGGUUCACAGACAUGCAUGCCAACAGAAAAAGUCAUACACAUAAAAUAAAAUGAGUAAAAUUCUAAAGACAAAAAGAUUUA